Molecule: messenger RNA, 2902 nt
Organism: Drosophila takahashii
Lineage: Eukaryota; Metazoa; Arthropoda; Insecta; Diptera; Drosophilidae
Gene: cpx
Product: synaptic transmission protein complexin
Biological process (GO): neurotransmitter transport; regulation of neurotransmitter secretion; synaptic vesicle exocytosis
Cellular component (GO): terminal bouton; SNARE complex
Molecular function (GO): syntaxin binding
Source: RefSeq, a predicted model, not a curated record
UCGCCACAAACUUUACACUGACUAACGGUCUGGCGUUUUGGGCAGUUAAUGUAGUUCCACCCAGCAGCGCCACCGUCAUCGCCACAAAGCGAACUUUUCGGAACCCUGUCCGCCUAGUGCACGCUCUUCUCUGUGGACUUCUUUAAAACAAAAUCACUAAGUCGCAGACUAUUUCUAAACUUUGCUCCUUCAACAACAAAAUCCACACUGCUAGCGCGCUCACGCAAGAAUCUGCAGCGGAAAUCUGAAAGGAAUACUUGCUAAACUAAGCCCAGCUUAAGGAGGACAUAAGAUCCGGUGCGGACCGCAAGUGCAUUGCCUCGUGCGGAAGCGGAGGACCCACAACAGGACCCAUAACAGGAGCCACGCCCGUAGAGCGACAGCCUAAAAAUGGCGGCCUUCAUAGCUAAGCAAAUGGUUGGAAACCAAUUAAGUGCCGUUAAAGAUGCUGCAGGCGGAGGUGAUGGAGGCGAUGAUGGAGACGACAAGGAAAAGGCAGAGGAGGAGGAGAGGGAGCGUCAGGAGGCCAUUAAGGAGGCCGAGGACCGGCGCAAGGAAAAACACCGGAAAAUGGAAGAGGAGCGCGAGAAGAUGAGGCAAGACAUUCGCGAUAAGUACAACAUCAAGAAGAAAGAGGAAAUCGUGGAGGCGGCACCCCAAGAAGAACCCAAUCCCCUGAUGAGGAAAAAGAAGACGCCCGAAGAACUCGCCGCCGAAGCGGAGCAGGAAGAGCUCGACGAUUUUACAAAACUGAAAAAUCAAAUAGAAACGCAAGUAAAUGAGCUAAAAACCCAAAUAGAGGGAAAAUGUGUCAUGCAGUGAUAUGUCAGUCAUCAUAAUAACAAACAAUUGAAUAUAAUGAAAAUAUACAAAUAACAUUCAACCGAUAAAAGGAAAUUUAUUUAACUCGACCUGAAAUUGGAUUUGUUAAUAUGAGAUCUGUUAAGUUAUAUUGAAAAAAAUAAAAAAAACUAACUAAAAGCAUUACAAAGCUAGAGCCUAAAAUAACUGUAACCCGGCAGCGACAUAAAUCCUAUAAAACAUUAAACCCCAAAAUCAAUUACAGCUAUAAUCCGAAACGAAGAAGAUAUGCGAAAUCCAAAUGCGAACAGGACGGUGAAUUCCUAAAGAAUUUUAAUGUAGCUAAAACAUAAACCAAAUUAUUUAAAGCCCAACUAUAGUAAAAGCCUUUAAUAAUAUUCAAAUCACUUUGCUUCGAUAAUAAUGUAAUAUACUCAAACCCAAUUUAAAAUACAUAAUCGUUGUUUAGUUGAUAACAUACAAUAACAUAACGAUCUAAUAAAUAUAUCGAGUCGGACGAUGACAUUCGAAACCAAAUUGAAAGAAAUAAUACAAAUAUAAAACAUAAUAAAAAUCAAAACAAAACAAUUAGGCGAAUGGUGCGACAGAGGAGGCUGCUGAAUCCUGUCGAACCGUCAAAGUAUGUUGCUGAAAUCACUUUGGACUUGAAAUCCAUCAAUAAGUAUAGAAAAAAAUGAACCAAAUAUCGGCGAAUAUGUUGAAAUUGUCAUUCAAGCAUAUAUAUGUAUACACCCGUUUUGUAUAUAUGUAAAUUUAGUGAAUUUAACCACGAACAAAUGAAUAUACUUGCAAACGAAUUGACUGCAGAUACGUUGAAAUUAUUGCUGAUUCUCUAAAUUGUUCACUAAGAAACAGAAAAGAUAUCUAUAAAAAUAAAUGAAAUGUUUCAGUCAAUUUGUUUUUGAAAAUUCGAGACAAAACAUCUUUAACAGCUGCUACAUUUUGUUUCUUUCUUAUACAAACAACAUACCAACACUACAAUUGAGAUUUUCAAACUCUUUGAGAUAGUUAAUGAUCUCUCUGAUUGAUGCUUCUGAAAUACAUGUACUCUCGGUGUUUUAUAAAUAUCAUCAACAACAACCAGAACAACAGCACAAGAAAACGCCUACAGCCAGUACAAGAACAACAUCAACAACAACAUCAACUACAGAAGUAUCUAAAUGUGUAUUAUAAGAGGUUAAUUAUUCUAUCCACGCAAACAAUAGAAGUAAACAACUAGCUACAUGAAUAACAUCAUCAUCUAAACUAAAUCAUCGCAAUUUGCAAUCCAACAUUCCCUACCAUAUUUAUAAACGUUGUGAACUAAUUUUGGAUGUGGCUUAGUGUGGCUUAUGCCACUGCAUAAACACAUUCGUGUACUUUCACUUAACAUAGUCACCAGUAAUAUGCAUAUGCAUUUAAAUGGCUAUAUGGUGUUGUAAAUGCUUGAAAUUGUGUACAGAUCCAAUAAAUAGCAACGAAUUAUAUGUGUACCUUCCUGCAAUAAACUGCAUAAAUGAAAAAGAUAAAUAUUCAACUUUCUGUAUCUACAAUUGAAAGCUAAUAUCUAUAUCUUCAAGUCUUAGCAUUUCAAGCUUUGCCCCAUAAUUUUUCUAAAAAAUGUCAGAUUUCUUGUUUUCGCAUAUCGGUAGGACAGCAACUAAAUAAAAUGGCUUAAUGCCCCUCUAUGUCAACCUAAUAAAGCAAUCCUAUAGUGCCCCCUCGCUCCAUACAAAGUUAGGAACGAUCAAACUAAUGAAUGAAUGCCUUAACGUGGCUCAGAAAACUAGACCAUGAGUAGCGAAUAGAUGAUAAUAAGAAAAGGUGACUCUACCCUAAGGAAAGGUACUUGCAAUCCCAAGCUUUGGUUCCCCAGUCGCUACUCUAUUACUGAAUCGGUAUCCAAAUAUCUUAGCUACAAUCUUUUCAAGCUCGAAACUAUAAAAUCUAUAAAGUAAUGGCUUUCUAAAUACUUAUAGAAAAUGUUUACCUAGAUUCUACUAUAUCUAUUGCGUUUUUCUCUGAGAUACUUACAUAUAUGAAGUUGAAGGUCACUUAAUUGUUUAAUAAAUUGAAAAAUAAAGAAAACGAACUCAACAAA